AUGGCCACUCCAGCUAACCAUAACCGUGAAACCUCCCAGCCUACGUGCCAUAACUGCAGCACCUCGACAACACCCCUCUGGCGUCGAGAUGAGUUCGGCGCCGUUCUGUGUAAUGCCUGCGGCUUGUUUUUGAAGUUGCAUAACCGCCCACGACCGAUAUCUCUCAAAACGGAUGUAAUCAAAAGCCGGAACCGAGUCAAGAAUGCGGGCAUGCGGCCAGAUUUGUCCAAGAAGAAGCAGGUCCAACCACAGCCUUUUCCUAAUCCGACGGAUCCGAAUGGACUCGAUGUUCAAAGUACUGCGGCGGCAGCUACGGCCCAAGCCGCGCGAAGAAAAUCCGCAAAUGGUUCCGGAUCUCCCAUUUCGCGCACCGGCACGCCAUCUUUGUACACGGCGACAGGGAUACCGGGAUUCCCAUCGAUACAAGAUCCUUCGCUCGCAACAUCACUUGCGGCGUAUGGAUCUGCUGGUCGAGCGCCGUCGCCCCUGAAUGGAGACCGUCGCGACUCCACCCCACCUUCGACAGAGCAGCUCUUGGCGACGAACUCAAGCCUUCAUACGCGCGUUGGGGAACUGGAACUUAUCAACAAGUUAUACAGUGACCGAGUACAACAGCUGGAGCUUUCCGAUGCCAAUGCAAAGCAUGAACAGGAACUGUCUAGGCACGAGGUCGCCCAGCUUCGCGCCGAUUUAGAGGCUAUUACGAAGGCAGAAGCCCAACUCCGAGAGCAGCUGGAUGACAGCCAUAGACGGGAAAACAGUCUGAAGCGCCGCUUGGAUGAGUUGGAGGUGGAGCUUGAGGCUAAAACAGCGGCUAUUGCUGCGGCCUCUGUUGCCGCCACGGCAGCAGCUGCAACUGCUAUUGUGACCGACGGUACUCCCCCAAAAUCUCCCGAGCCUGAGCUCGAACCACAGCCUGAGCCCGAACCUGAGCCCGAGGUGAGGGACAGCCCUCCAGCGAAGAAGGCAAAACUCUCGGAUGAACCCACCACCGAGGAGCCCGAGUCUUGA
Molecule: messenger RNA, 1011 nt
Organism: Scedosporium apiospermum
Lineage: Eukaryota; Fungi; Ascomycota; Sordariomycetes; Microascales; Microascaceae
Exons: 2
Coding region: 1-1011 (336 amino acids)
Biological process (GO): negative regulation of transcription by RNA polymerase II; positive regulation of transcription by RNA polymerase II
Molecular function (GO): DNA-binding transcription factor activity, RNA polymerase II-specific; RNA polymerase II cis-regulatory region sequence-specific DNA binding; zinc ion binding
Source: RefSeq, a predicted model, not a curated record